This is a messenger RNA of Vidua chalybeata, 1842 nucleotides long. It is a transcript of the gene ARIH1, whose product is annotated as ariadne RBR E3 ubiquitin protein ligase 1. Gene Ontology annotation, molecular function: ubiquitin protein ligase activity; ubiquitin conjugating enzyme binding; zinc ion binding. Gene Ontology annotation, biological process: ubiquitin-dependent protein catabolic process; protein polyubiquitination; positive regulation of proteasomal ubiquitin-dependent protein catabolic process. Lineage: Eukaryota; Metazoa; Chordata; Aves; Passeriformes; Viduidae. The coding region runs from base 85 to 1746 and encodes 553 amino acids. Gene Ontology annotation, cellular component: ubiquitin ligase complex; cytoplasm; nucleus. The transcript is spliced from 14 exons. The record is from RefSeq and is a predicted model, not a curated record.
GCCGGGCCGGGGCCAACGGCGGCGGCGGCGGGGCCGGGCGCGGGGAGGCCGCGGGAGCCGCCGCCGCUCCCUCAGCGCCUCGCCAUGGACUCGGACGAGGGGUACAACUACGAGUUCGACGAGGACGAGGAGUGCAGCGAGGACAGCGGCGCGGAGGAGGACGAGGAGGACGAGGAGGAAGACGAGCCCGACGAUAAUCUGGACCUGGGCGAAGUGGAGCUGGUGGAGCCCGGGCUGCGCGUCGGCGGGGAGCGCGACGGGCUGUUGGGCAGCGAGACGGGCGGGCUGGGCCCCGGCGGCGGCGGCGGCGGCGGCGGCCUGGGCGGCGGGCCGGGCCCCGGCGGCGGCCCCGAGCAGGAGGAGGAUUAUCGCUACGAGGUGCUGACAGCCGAGCAGAUCCUGCAACACAUGGUGGAGUGCAUCCGCGAGGUCAACGAGGUCAUCCAGAAUCCAGCGACUAUCACUCGAAUACUGCUUAGCCAUUUCAACUGGGAUAAGGAAAAGCUGAUGGAGAGGUACUUUGAUGGCAACUUGGAGAAGCUCUUUGCAGAGUGUCACGUAAUUAAUCCAAGUAAAAAGUCGCGAACGCGUCAGAUGAACACCAGAUCAUCAGCCCAGGACAUGUCCUGUCAGAUCUGCUACCUGAACUAUCCAAACUCGUACUUCACUGGCCUAGAAUGUGGGCACAAAUUCUGUAUGCAGUGCUGGAGUGAAUAUUUAACUACCAAAAUAAUGGAGGAAGGCAUGGGACAGACCAUUUCAUGCCCUGCCCAUGGCUGUGAUAUCUUAGUGGACGACAAUACAGUUAUGCGUCUGAUCACAGAUUCCAAGGUUAAAUUAAAGUACCAGCAUUUAAUAACCAAUAGUUUUGUAGAGUGUAAUCGACUGUUAAAGUGGUGUCCUGCCCCCGACUGCCACCACGUCGUUAAAGUCCAAUACCCGGAUGCUAAACCUGUGCGCUGCAAAUGUGGGCGUCAGUUCUGCUUUAACUGUGGUGAAAACUGGCAUGAUCCUGUUAAAUGCAAGUGGUUAAAGAAAUGGAUUAAGAAGUGCGAUGAUGACAGUGAAACCUCCAAUUGGAUUGCAGCCAACACAAAGGAAUGCCCGAAAUGCCAUGUCACCAUCGAGAAGGACGGGGGCUGCAACCACAUGGUCUGUCGGAACCAGAACUGCAAGGCGGAGUUCUGCUGGGUGUGUCUGGGCCCCUGGGAGCCCCACGGAUCAGCCUGGUACAACUGUAAUCGCUACAAUGAGGAUGAUGCAAAGGCAGCAAGGGAUGCACAGGAGCGAUCCCGAGCAGCCCUGCAGAGGUACCUGUUCUACUGCAACCGCUACAUGAACCACAUGCAGAGCCUGCGCUUUGAGCACAAGCUCUACGCUCAGGUGAAGCAGAAGAUGGAGGAGAUGCAGCAGCACAACAUGUCAUGGAUCGAGGUGCAGUUCCUGAAGAAAGCAGUCGACGUCCUCUGCCAGUGUCGUGCCACACUCAUGUACACUUACGUCUUUGCCUUCUACCUCAAAAAGAAUAAUCAGUCCAUUAUCUUUGAGAAUAACCAAGCAGACUUAGAGAAUGCUACAGAGGUGCUUUCUGGGUACCUGGAGCGAGAUAUAUCCCAAGAUUCGCUGCAAGACAUAAAGCAGAAAGUACAGGAUAAGUACAGAUACUGCGAGAGCCGGCGGAGGGUUUUGUUGCAGCACGUGCAUGAAGGCUACGAGAAGGACCUGUGGGAGUACAUCGAGGACUGAGCCCGGCCCCGCAGCAAUGAACUCUGAAUCCUUUCCCAUCCUAGAGUGCUCAUGCAAUUCCAAUAAAACCCACCCAGGGCGCUGCUCCGCCUCUUA